UUGGAUAUAGUUUUUACGGACUUAACCGAGUUGGGAAUUAGCUGAAACCUCCAAGAUGCCGUCCAAGCCUGCCCCCAUCAAGAAGGCGGCUAAAAAAGAACCAGCCAAGAAGGAGGAGAAGGCUCCAGAGCCCGAACCUGCUCCUGAACCCGCUCCCGAGCCCGCACCAGAGGCUGCCCCCGCUGAGGCCGAGGCUGCACCUGCUGAGGCGGCGCCUGCCGAAGCCCCCGCUGAGGAGCCCAAACCCCCCACCCCUCCACCCGCAGAUGCUGAAGCUGCUGAAGCCGCACCAGAAGAGCCUAAAGCGCCCACGCCUCCACCUCCUCCACCCAAAGAGCCCACCAGCGCCCCAUUGGAUCUGUUCAUUGAGGAUAAGAACGACACUUCUGUGACCAUCAUCUGGAGCCAGCCUGAGGUCAUCGGAAUCACCGGCCUGGAUGGAUACGUCAUUGAAGUGGCAAAGGACGGAACUGAUGACUGGAAGGCAGUCAAUGAGGAUGUGCAGAAGUCAUGCCGUUACAUCAUCAAGAACCAGACCACUGGUGACCGCCUGAAGAUCCGUGUGGUGGCUGUGAACGCUGGAGGCCGCAGCCCCCCUGUGGCCCUCCCUGAGGCCGUCCUGGUGAAGGAGGUGGCAGAUCGUCCCAAGGUCCGCCUGCCCCGUUUCCUCAGGCAGAGAUAUGUUGCCAAUGUUGGAGAUAAGAUCAACCUGACCAUCCCCUUCACCGGCAAACCCAAACCUGUGGUCUCCUGGACAAAGAACGGUGGGGCCCUGGACACAAAGAGGGUGAACAUCCGCAGCACCGACAGAGACAGCAUCCUGUUCAUCCGCGCAGCUGAAAGGGAAGACUCCGGUGUUUACGAGAUUUGUGUGAAGGUAGACGACUUUGAGGACAAGGCUCAGCUCACCCUGCAGAUUGUUGAGCUGCCCGGACCUCCUGCCAGUGUGAAGGUAGCAGACGUCUGGGGCUUCAACGUGGCUCUGGAGUGGACCGCACCAAACGACAAUGGAAACACCGAAAUCACAGGAUACACAAUCCAGAAGGCUGACAAGAAGACUGGAGAUUGGUUCACUGUGCUGGAGCAUUACCACAGACUGAACGCCACCAUCUCUGACCUCAUCAUGGGCAACACCUACAAGUUCAGGGUGUUCUCUGAGAACAAGUGUGGAAUAAGCGAGAGCUGCACUAUUGCAAAGGAGGAGGCCAAGAUCCUGAAGACAGGUAUUGACUACAAACCUCCUGAUUACAAGGAACACGACUUCACUGAGGCGCCCAAGUUCACCACCUCUCUGAGCGACAGAUCCACCACCGUCGGCUACAGCACCAAGCUGCUGUGCUCCGUCAGAGGCUUCCCAAAGCCCAAGGUUCAGUGGAUGAAGAACCAGAUGAUUAUUGGAGAGGACCCCAAGUUCAGGCAGAUCUGCGUCCAGGGUAUCUGCUCUCUGGAGAUCCGUAAGCCUGGUAACUUUGACGGAGGUGUGUACUCCUGCAAAGCCAUUAACGAUCACGGAGAGGCAACUGUCAGCUGCAAGCUGGAGGUCAAACAGGCUGUAAUUCCAGAUGCAGACAAGAAAUAGGUCAACAUUCACAUUCUCACAGGAGCAGAAGGAAUGAGGCCUUAGCAGCAUAAGGAAGAUGCUGGAUUCCUGGAAGAACAUGUAUAUAUGGCUGGUGUCGACACUACCAAAGCGUUGUUGCCUGUGACCUCUUGCUGAGUGUUACCCUGUGUUAUGAUGAACAAUUGUUGUCGCUUUUUGCCUUUAUCAUUCACCACACAUGAUGAUUAUUAAGUCCAUAUCCAUGUCCAAACAAUCAGCUUUUUCCCAAACGAUUCUGUCCGUUACUAAAUUAUCGAAUGUUCCAGAUAUUGCUCCUCACCAGUGUAUCAUCUCCUCAGUUUGACUAGAAAUUCAUGACAUGUAUUUACUGUUCCUCAUAGGAGAACUCCAAGUAACAUCAAGUGUUUAUAUCAAUAAAUUAUUUAAUUUCUG
Messenger RNA from Cheilinus undulatus (humphead wrasse), 1993 nucleotides. RefSeq names its product myosin binding protein Hb (gene mybphb). Gene Ontology annotation, molecular function: protein binding. The record is from RefSeq and is a predicted model, not a curated record. NCBI's taxonomy places the organism in Eukaryota, Metazoa, Chordata, Actinopteri, Labriformes, Labridae. The coding region runs from base 56 to 1579 and encodes 507 amino acids. The transcript is spliced from 13 exons.